AAGAAAAGUCACACUUCAGGGGCCAAGAGCGGCGCCAUUCAGUAUCAAACCUGCGGACUGCCUGCAGAAACAGAUCAGAUAUGCAGCACCGGUGGAGGUAGUGCCAUACUCGCAGUGACUCAUUCGUGCGCAAUGACAAUAAACACACGGCUUGAUUUGAAUGUCAGCAAAUCAAACCUACUCCAACAAAAGGAAGGUCACCUUGCGUAAGGGUCCAGCAGUGAUUGAAGCUCGGGUCUAUUUUUUCUUCCUCUGCUGCUCGGAGUGUUGCCUCAGAGCGCAGCCGUUUCUCCUUCAGGACUUAAUUUGGUGGUAAAUUCACUUUUUCUGGACUGCACCUGUUCACCUGGAGACACGUAAUCCCGUGAGACUUUCGUAUUGGAUGGUAUAAAGACAGCUUUUUGGGGGCAUUAUAGAAAAAACAAAAGUCCCAGGCUUUUUGAGGUGAGGACUUUGGCUCUGAUGGCGGCGUCUGCACCCUCCUCCUCUGCCGGCGAGUCGGAUCCCAACUCGACAAAUUUACGACCACCGGGCACAAGCUAUGAUGCUUGGUGUGGAGUUGCCCAUGGAUGUACUAGAAAAUUGGGAAUGAAGAUAUGUGGGUUUUUGCAGAAGAACAACAGUCUGGAGGAGAGGGGCAGAAUGGGGAGCUCCUUCAAAGAGCGAGCAAGCAAGAACCUGCUGUCCUGCGAUAACACCGGAGGAGACGCGCACUUCAGACGCACGGAGAACGACUUCUCCAACAUGUACGCCAGAGAUCUGUUGCCGGCCAAAAAUGGAGAGGAGCCCACCAUGCAGUUCUUGCUGGAGGUUGUGGAAAUCCUUACCACCUACGUAAGGAAGACCUUUGACAGAUCCACCAAGGUCCUGGACUUCCACCACCCCCACCAGCUGCUGGAGGGCAUGGAGGGCUUCAACCUGGAGCUCUCUGACCAGCCCGAGUCCCUGGAGCAGAUCCUGGUGGACUGCAGGGACACCUUGAAGUACGGAGUGAGAACAGGUCACCCUAGGUUCUUCAACCAGCUCUCCACUGGAUUAGACAUCGUAGGGUUGGCAGGAGAGUGGCUUACCUCCACAGCCAACACCAACAUGUUUACCUACGAGAUCGCCCCUGUCUUUGUGCUCAUGGAGCAGCUGACUCUGAAAAAGAUGAGAGAGAUGGUCGGCUGGCCGAAUGGAGAGGGCGAUGGGAUAUUUUCUCCAGGAGGAGCAAUCUCCAACAUGUACAGUGUGAUGAUUGCAAGAUACAAAUACUUCCCUGAAGUCAAGACCAAAGGCAUGUCAGCUGCCCCAAGGCUGGUCCUCUUCACCUCAGAGCACAGCCACUAUUCCAUCAAGAAGGCCUGUGCAGCUCUGGGCUUCGGGACAGAGAACCUGAUCCUUCUGAGCACAGAUGAGAGAGGGCGAGUCAUUCCUGCCGAUCUGGAAGCAAAAGUAAUAGAGGCCAAGCAGAAGGGCUGUGUGCCGAUGUUUGUGAAUGCCACUGCUGGUACCACCGUCUACGGAGCCUUUGAUCCCAUCAAUGAAAUUGCAGACAUCUGUGAAAAGUACAACAUGUGGCUUCACGUGGACGGUGCAUGGGGAGGAGGUCUGCUGAUGUCCAGGAAACACAGACACAAGCUGAAUGGAGUGGAGAGGGCCAACUCAGUCACCUGGAACCCCCAUAAAAUGAUGGGUGUGCCGCUGCAGUGCUCUGCCGUUCUGGUCAGAGAGAAGGGAUUAUUACAAGGCUGCAACUCCAUGUGUGCUGGUUACCUCUUCCAGCCAGAUAAACAGUACGAUACUUCAUACGACACGGGCGACAAGGCCAUUCAGUGUGGGCGGCAUGUGGAUAUCUUCAAGUUCUGGCUCAUGUGGAAGGCAAAGGGAACUGUGGGAUUUGAGCAGCAUAUUGACAAGUGCCUGGAUCUGUCAGCGUACCUCUACGAUAAAAUAAAAAACAGAGAGGGCUACGAGUUGGUGUCCGAAGGAGAGCCGCAGCACACUAAUGUGUGUUUCUGGUAUAUUCCGCCGGGCCUGCGCGGCCUGCCUGAUGGCCAGGAGAGGCAAGAGAGGUUGCACAAGGUGGCCCCAAAGAUCAAAGCGAUGAUGAUGGAGUCUGGGACUACGAUGGUGGGUUACCAGCCUCAAGGAGACAAGGUCAACUUUUUCCGCAUGGUGAUCUCAAACCACGCCGCUACCAGGUCAGACAUCGACUUCCUGAUCGAGGAGAUCGAGCGACUCGGGCUCGACUUGUAAGACCGACACAUAAACUCCUUUUUCCGCCACAUGUUUCCGACCGGAGAGCGUUGAGCUUGGCUUCAUGUCCCUUCUGUCUCAUAAAGACGUUGACAUUUUUGCUUACAGAUCUUCUCUGGCAAUGCACAAGAAAUAAUAAGCCCUGUGUGUUCUCUGUCUCUUUUGUCAAUGACACAUAUUCAAAACAUUUGCACAAAAGGAUAUCUGAGAAAAGAAACUCCAAACGGUGAGAGAAUCACAAAAGUUCACUGUAUUCUUGGUAAUCCAUAUGUUACGUCGAAUUAAACGUAUAUAAAACUAUAGAUUCAGUUAAGAUUAAAAUCAUGUAAAAAUGAAAUAUCAAGAAUAUUAGAGCACUUAGGUGAUUCUUUCUAUAGCAGCUAUUCAAAAGUUAUUUUACUGUGUACUAUAGAAAGGUCAGUAUUAAAAACAGAAUGAAAUCAAAAUAUUUUUUCACAGGUACCAGAGCACAAUGUAGGGAACCUAAAAGCAUUUCCAUUAACAGUAUUAGUGUAAGAUAUACAUAUAUACUGAAUAUGGUGUACUGACUGAUACUCCAUGUUGUCUGUGUAAUUUCUCAAGCCAGAUGCCUCGCCACAUUGUACCCUAGCUAUUAUUUCCCUUUUAUAUUACAUAGAUGGGAAUAUAUAACACAGUCAUUGUACUUGAUCGCUGUGUUUUUAGAGAUUUUUGUGUAGAUUGUGUAUAGUAUUGUUACAUUGCCUUUGUGCCAAAUGUGUCCUAGUUUUACAGUGAGAAAAUCCUAUAUGUAAAUCGACCAUAUAGUAUUAUAUGUAAUAGAUAAAUACCUUUAUUUAUACCCAGAGAUUCUUAUUGUUGAUAAGUUAUCUGCUGUCUUGAUCCAUUUGUAAUGUAUCCUUCUUCCUAGUUGGAAACUCUUCUGUAUCAUAUCACAAUGUUUUGAACAACAUUGAAUUAUUUUAGUGUAUUUGUGAACCAAAGAAGGGUCGAGUUACAUUUAUGAACAUGCCCAUAAUUCUCCCUUAUGGAUGGAUUCAGAUGUUUGUAUAAGAAUACUUCACUUAUCGCCCUUAACUUUAGUGCAAUAUAUGUUGUGUAACUGUGCAAUGUCAUUGUGAUUCACUGACUGAAUGUUGUCUAGACACUCUGCUUUAUGUGGGAGGCAUGACCGGCAGUGCGGCCGCUACUGCCGGCGCUUAGUUCAGAUAGAAAGCACAAAGCUAACCCACCUUUUAUGCUACAGACAUAUGUCUGAAUUAUAAUGUGUUUAGUGGAAUAUGCAACAUUUUGUUUGUCUUAACACGCUCAAUAGGCACACUUUUAUGUUGAGAAAAACAACUCGGGAUUAUUUAUCGUGAAGAGUUUAGCUUGAACAAUAACAUGCCCAGUGUUUGCUACUGUGAUAAGAUUUAUUGAACAAUUGUACAUUCCUGAAUUAGUGGGAUGAAAUAUCCCUUGUUUAAUUCUAUGUAGGCACUUUAACUUCAUGCCAUCAUUUGCAGAGUAUUAUUGUUGUAUCCACAGCGCUAAUAAAAACAUGAGCUGUAAAACUUC
Trematomus bernacchii (emerald rockcod) is the source of this 3774-nucleotide messenger RNA. Its product is annotated as glutamate decarboxylase 1. NCBI's taxonomy places the organism in Eukaryota, Metazoa, Chordata, Actinopteri, Perciformes, Nototheniidae. The transcript is spliced from 17 exons. Gene Ontology annotation, molecular function: glutamate decarboxylase activity; pyridoxal phosphate binding. Gene Ontology annotation, cellular component: presynaptic active zone; cytoplasm. The coding region runs from base 463 to 2238 and encodes 591 amino acids. Gene Ontology annotation, biological process: GABA biosynthetic process. The record is from RefSeq and is a predicted model, not a curated record.